Pelobates fuscus (common spadefoot toad) is the source of this 2659-nucleotide messenger RNA. RefSeq names its product gelsolin (gene GSN). NCBI's taxonomy places the organism in Eukaryota, Metazoa, Chordata, Amphibia, Anura, Pelobatidae. The record is from RefSeq and is a predicted model, not a curated record. Gene Ontology annotation, biological process: actin polymerization or depolymerization; cell projection assembly; central nervous system development. The coding region runs from base 224 to 2467 and encodes 747 amino acids. The transcript has 18 exons. Gene Ontology annotation, cellular component: cytoplasm; actin cytoskeleton. Gene Ontology annotation, molecular function: actin filament binding; phosphatidylinositol-4,5-bisphosphate binding.
UGAGCACAGUGAGCUGAAGCCUCAGUACUGUCUCUGCUUUGCUACAUCUGCAGGAUCCCAGUCUCUCUGCACAGAGGUAGAUCAUCAGUGGGAUCACGCCCAGGGCUUGGUGUGCACUUGGAUGUCUCCAAGAUAAAGUGACAGAAGAUCACGUUUUUCACCUCGCACAGACGUGCACGUCCAAGAACUAUUCCUCGCCAUCGGGCAUGCGUAACUGCUAAAAAUGGGGAACAAGAAAUCUACAACAGCUUGCUGUGUACCAAUGCCUUCCGAAAUGGUGGUUGAUCACCCAGAGUUUGAGAAGGCCGGAAAGGCUCCAGGGCUCCAGAUCUGGAGGGUGGAGAAAUUUGAUCUAGUGGCUGUUCCACAGAAUCAGUAUGGCUCUUUCUUCACGGGUGAUUCUUAUUUGGUCCUAAAUACAGUGAAAACCAAAUCUGGCAACCUUCAGUAUGACCUCCACUUCUGGCUGGGUAAUGAGACAACCCAAGAUGAAAGCGGGGCGGCAGCCAUCUUCACUGUCCAAAUGGACGAUCACCUCGGAGGACAGCCAAUCCAGAAUCGGGAAGUUCAGGGGUUUGAAUCCAAUACUUUCCUGGGAUACUUCAAAUCUGGAAUCAAAUACAAGACUGGUGGCGUGGCUUCAGGCUUUACACAUGUAGUUCCUAAUAAUGUGGACAUCAAGCGCCUCCUACAGGUCAAAGGUCGACGUCUGGCCCGAGCCACUGAGGUUCCUGUUGGCUGGGAGAGCUUUAACACAGGAGAUUGCUUCAUUCUCGAUCUCGGUGAUGAUAUCUUCCAAUGGUGCGGGUCAAAUGCAAACCGCUUUGAGAAGCUGAAAGCCACAAGUAUUGCCAAAGAUAUUCGGGACAAUGAGAGACAUGGGCGCGCCAAGGUGUAUGUCAUGGAUGAAGGCAUGGAACGUGAGAAAAUGAUUGAGGUUCUAGGACCAAAGCCAGACUUACCAGAUGGGACAGCUGAUGACGUCAAAGCAGAUUCCUCAAACCGGAAACUUGCAAAGCUUUACAGGGUUUCAAAUGGAUCUGGUCCCAUGUCCGUGUCUCUGGUGGCUGACGAAAAUCCAUUCACCCAGUCCGCCCUGAACUCCGAUGACUGUUUUGUCUUGGAUCAUGGCUCAGAUGGAAAGAUAUUUGUAUGGAAAGGAAAGAAUGCCAACUUGGAGGAACGAAAGGCUGCUUUGAAAACUGCCACAGAAUUCAUCUCCAAAAUGGGCUACCCAAAACAAACACAGGUCCAAAUUCUGCCCGAUGGUGGUGAGACCCCACUGUUCAAACAGUUCUUCAAGAACUGGCGCGAUAAGGACCAAACCGAAGGGAUGGGUAUUGCCUAUGUUCCCAACCACAUCGCCAAAAUUGAUGAUGUGCCAUUUGAUGUCAGCACUCUCCACGACUCCCCAGCAAUGGCAGCUCAACACGGUAUGGUGGAUAAUGGCACAGGCAAGAAAGAGAUCUGGCGCAUAGAAGCAUCUGAGAAAGUGCCGGUAAACGAAUCCAAUUACGGCCAAUUCUACGGAGGAGACAGUUACAUAAUUCUAUACCACUACAACUCCAGUGGGCGACAAGGACAGAUUAUUUACACCUGGCAGGGAGGUGAGUCCAGCGUGGACGAGAUCACAGCUUCCGCGUUCCUGAGUGCCCAGCUGGAUGCAGAUCUUGGUGGUGGACCAGUACAGGUCCGUGUAGUGCAGGGCAAAGAGCCUGCUCAUCUGCUGAGUCUGUUCGGUGGAAAACCACUCGUUGUCUACAAAGGAGGAACGUCCAGAGAAGGCGGUCAGACAGCAGAGGCAGACACUCGUCUCUUCCAAGUCCGUGCAUCUUCAUCUGGAUUCAGUAGAGCAUUUGAGAUCGAUGUUGCGGCAAGUCAUUUGAAUUCCAACGACACGUUCGUGUUGAAGACUCCUUCUGCUACCUACCUGUGGGUCGGCCAAGGCUCCAGUGAGGCAGAGAAACGAGGUGGCCAAGAAUUGCUGAAUAUUCUAGGAGUGUCCGGGUCUCAGAUUGCAGAAGGAAGGGAACCUGAUGACUUCUGGGAACACCUGGGUGGUAAAGCUCCAUACCGCACCUCUCCACGUCUGAAGGACAAACUCAAUGCUCACCCACCACGGCUGUUUGCUUGCUCCAAUAAAACUGGACGCUUUAUUAUUGAAGAAGUACCGGGAGAAAUCACACAGGACGAUCUAGCACCCGAUGAUGUGAUGCUUCUGGAUACCUGGGAUCAGGUAUUUGUCUGGAUUGGUAACGAAGCCCAUGAUGAUGAAAAGAAAGAGGCUUUGGCAUCUGCUUCCAAAUAUAUUGAAAGCGAUCCUGCCAACAGAGAUAAGAGAACACCCAUUGCAACUAUCAAGCAAGGGUUCGAGCCACCCACCUUCACUGGCUGGUUCCUUGGUUGGGAUAAUGACUUCUGGGCUGUUGAUCCCCUGCAGAAGGCCUUGGCUGAGCUGGAAAUGUGAUCUCCGAGCAAGUUGUGUCCUGCAGUUCCCGUGCCUUCACUGCCUAUGAGAGCCACUCUAACCUGCUAGAGACUUUUCAUAGCCCCACUAGCUGUGCAAUAACCAAAACGUUUGUUCCAGUUUAUACAUUUUUUUUUUCUUUCAAGUUGUACCUUUGAAUAUUUAAAAGCAAAUAAAAAGCUUGAAAAGAGA